Messenger RNA from Babesia bovis T2Bo, 2276 nucleotides. RefSeq names its product putative ribosomal protein S9. The transcript is spliced from 2 exons. Gene Ontology annotation, molecular function: structural constituent of ribosome; RNA binding. Lineage: Eukaryota; Apicomplexa; Aconoidasida; Piroplasmida; Babesiidae. The record is from RefSeq and is a predicted model, not a curated record. The coding region runs from base 106 to 2241 and encodes 711 amino acids. Gene Ontology annotation, biological process: translation. Gene Ontology annotation, cellular component: mitochondrial small ribosomal subunit; ribosome.
GUUAUUAGAGUACAUUUUAGGGUAAUUGGUUAUAUAUACUAGAUUAUAAAUGGCGUGUUCGAUAAUGAUGGAAGACGUCAUGGCUGUGUUGACUCGUUUCUAGUGAUGGUGUUGUUUAUUUCGUGUUACUGCCUUGUGCAAUUAUAUUUCAUAUUCACUGUCCGAGGAUAUCGUAUAUGUCGUGUGGAAGACAGGUAUAAUGUUGUUACUAGGCAUUCUGUAGGCAGUAGUUACUCGUGUAAUCAUGAUUCCGGAACCUGUCGAGGGACAUUAUCAAUACGUUGCUUGUCAUCUCUAUGUGCCAGGCCUCGGAAGUCAGAGUCGGCCACUGCUGGGCAAGAACAGGGGAAUACCGAGUCUCUAGACGAGCCAACGAAUGCAUCGUCUGAAUUAGAUAUCCAAACAACUCAACCGCCAACGGUUAAACGCGGCAGGGGCCGACCUAAGAAAUCAGCGCCAGACUCUACAACAUCGGAAAAGCAAGUUGAGGUUACCCCUAUUAGUGACAAUGCUACGGAACCUGUGAUUAAUGAGCAUUCUGGCGAUACUGAAUCAGUGGAAUCACCAGUAAUUCAGGAUGAUGACGCUGUUAAUAACCAAUCGGAUGAUAUACCCAUUGACCCAUUGGAAAUCGGUUCUGAUGUGACCGACGGUGGUGAGGAAUUCCACGAUACGGCAGAUACCGAUUUGCCUGGUGCUGUUCCGGAGGAAGCGGAAGACGAUUAUGACGGCGUGACAUUCGUUAAGAUGCUGGAACAGCAGCUGAAGUCACGUCGUCGUCGGCUUCCGCAGUCCUUUUAUGGUGAUGACACCUACAGUUCAGUGGAUAACGAGAAGCUUCCUGAGGGCUGCAAAAGCCUGAUGGAUUUUUUUAACAUCCCUAAGAAUUUUGAUUUCAAGGCUUUGGUUGAUGUUUCAACACAGAGUUCAUUGUCUGGGAGGCUAGAGGACACCGAUUUAUCUAGGAGUGUUUCAGACCCUCGGUACACUGGGAAGUUUGACGAUUCGUUUUUCGAGCACGUAUUCAAACCCAAGCCUCACAAUCGGCGUUACAGCACUUCAGAAGGCGAGCCUGAAAGCUGCGACCUAGAUCAGGUAUACGACCGCAUAAAGGGCAAGGGCCCAAGUGAGCUAAUGCCGCCUGAGAAGCAGUCCCCUUUGGACCGCAUCGGUGAGAACUACUUGAUGUUUGACGACUAUGGUUACCUUCGUCAUUACAUUUCAGUGCUUAAUCGUUACAACUACCGUGCUCUCAGCAGUCACCACAGACGCGAUACUACUUUGAACUACUAUUUGAACAAUGAAUACAUUCAGAGGAUGCGCACUCAAUUUCCACCACGUCGUGACCAUACGGACCGCGUUCGUGCUCAUUUUAUGGCCAUACUACCUGAGAUAAUGGACAACUUGGUGAAUCUGAUCAGGAACGACCCUAACAAGGACCGUACGCCAUCACCGCCUCUUCACGACAUGACACUAGCUCCUGGUUUCUCACUUCCAGACUACAUGACUGCUGGAUACGAGACUGAUGACGACCGUGAGAGUGGCUUUAAUGAAUCUGACUACCUACGAUUCUCUAGUUUAAAGGGUCUUCAUGAGCCUGAGCGAUAUUUAUCAUACCCCUAUGCGGAUCUAGAGCCUUUGUACCAGCGCCAGCUGCUGUCGCUAUACCUUGAAAUAUUGAAAAGCGGGGACCUAGGCCCGCCUGAAACUUACAAGAAAUUCAAGUCGCAUGCUGCCAGUAUCCGUAACGAGUUAUAUCAAGACCAGACGAAGUUACCUCAGGAGGUUUAUAAAGGCGGCCAAGGCUUGGGUAAGGAACCACUUCCACCAUUGGAUGAGCCAGUAAAGUUCACCAAGGUAUACGAGCGUGGCAGUCGUAAGACCAGUGUCGCGGUAGUUUACCUUGAGCCUGGUAAUGGCCACAUAAUAAUUAACGAUCGUGAUGGAUAUCAGUACGUCCGUUAUUGCACGCAUCGCCUUCGUGAGAUUCUGGAACCCCUGGACAGCAUUUAUGCGUACAAAAGGUUUAACAUCGUUGCCAGGGUGAAUGGUGGCGGUAUUUCAGGUCAGUCAGGUGCCAUCAGACAUGCUUUGUGUCGGUACAUAUCACGGGUUCUGGCUCCCAAAUUAGACUCUUAUCUAUCAAUGCGUGGCCUUGGUAAGGCUGACACGCGUCAGGUUGAGCGCAAGAAGACUAAUUUGCGCAAGGCGCGCAAGAAGGAACACUAUUCCAAGCGUUAGCGGGUGACUUCUUCAUUGCCGCAUCUUAGUUUUUA